AUGAGCAUAGAUGGAUUGCAAGGUAGAUUAUAUAAUCAAGUAAUCAACAUCACUUCUUUAGAGAAUGAUCCAUUGCAUAUUGGUACAUUGACUGCAAGAGAUAAUACCACUUCUUACCCAAUAACAGUCAUUGAAGCCAAUCCAGAAUCUAUUGAUUUUCCCAAUUUGUAUUGUAAAAUUACUACAGCCAAACAUGAUAUUCAGAAACCAAAUAAAAUACUUCAAAAACAAUCAUCAAAAGAGAAUAGAGAGAGCCCAAAAAAUUUUCAUCUUUUAGCAAGGUAG
Entrophospora sp. SA101 is the source of this 285-nucleotide messenger RNA. NCBI's taxonomy places the organism in Eukaryota, Fungi, Glomeromycota, Glomeromycetes, Entrophosporales, Entrophosporaceae. The record is from the annotation of a GenBank genome assembly.